AUGACCGAUGCUCAACAAGACCACGCUAUGGAGAUUGAGGAGGCAGCGGCCGCGAUUAUGACAAAGAAGCGCUUCGAGGUGAAAAAGUGGAGCGCUGUUGCUUUGUGGGCUUGGGACAUUCAAGUCGACAAUUGCGCUAUUUGUCGCAAUCACAUUAUGGAUCUCUGCAUCGAGUGUCAGGCUAAUCAGGCAUCCGGCACCAAAGAAGAAUGCACAGUCGCUUGGGGUAACUGCAAUCACGCGUUUCACUUUCACUGCAUUUCUCGUUGGCUCAAGACUCGUCAGGUGUGCCCACUAGACAACCGCGAGUGGGAAUUCCAGAAGUAUGGACAUUAA
This is a messenger RNA of Caenorhabditis bovis, 336 nucleotides long. The record is from the annotation of a GenBank genome assembly. NCBI's taxonomy places the organism in Eukaryota, Metazoa, Nematoda, Chromadorea, Rhabditida, Rhabditidae.